Molecule: messenger RNA, 5903 nt
Organism: Oenanthe melanoleuca
Lineage: Eukaryota; Metazoa; Chordata; Aves; Passeriformes; Muscicapidae
Gene: HTATSF1
Product: HIV-1 Tat specific factor 1
Exons: 9
Coding region: 245-1606 (453 amino acids)
Biological process (GO): mRNA splicing, via spliceosome
Cellular component (GO): U2-type spliceosomal complex; U2 snRNP
Molecular function (GO): RNA binding
Source: RefSeq, a predicted model, not a curated record
CUCCCUCGUGCCCUGCGCCCGCAUGACCAUCCGCCGCUCGUCUCAUUGGCUACAGCUCAGGGUGUAGGGGCGGGGCGGGCGGAAGGUACGGUGGCCGGUGGGGUGUUUCCGGUGUUGUGCGCGCCGGGGCCGGGGCCGGGGCCGGGGCCGGGGCCGUCUGCGCUCACUCCCGCCAUCGAGAGGGGCGGGCUUCAGGCGGCGGCGGAAGGAACGCGGGUCCCCGAGGCCCAGUGAACGGCGCAGGAUGAGCGGCAAGGACGGAAACGAGGAGUUCUACCGACAGCUGCAGCUCCAGCAGCAGUAUGAGGCCAAGCCAGCCGAGGGUGAAGGCAAGGGCGAGUCUGACCCGUUUACCUAUGUGGACCCUGCGGACGGGGCUGCCUACGAGUGGGACCUGGAGAAGAAGGCAUGGUUCCCCAAGAUAACAGAAGAUUUCCUGGCAACCUAUCAUGCCAACUAUGGCUUCCAUGCAGAUGAGACAGAUACUUCAUCUGCUUCUGGUACAGCCACUGAAAGUAAGCAACCAGUAAGUUCUAAGACACCAGGAACACAGCCAUCAGCAAAUGAGAUGGGACAAAAACAAACAGAUCCAAAACAAAAAUCAGAAAAAAGGAAGCUAGAGCCAGGGUGGUUUCAUGUUGAAGAAGACAGAAACACAAAUGUUUAUGUGACAGGUUUACCUCCAGACAUUACAAAAGAUGAAUUUGUACAAGUCAUGUCAAAAUGUGGUAUCAUCAUGCGAGAUCCUCAGACAGAAGAACACAAGAUCAAGCUGUACAAAGAUAAGGAAGGAAAUCUUAAAGGAGAUGGCCUCUGUUGUUAUCUGAAGAGAGAAUCAGUUCAACUUGCUUUGAGGCUUCUGGAUGAAGCAGAAAUCCGAGGCUAUAAAUUGCAUGUGGAGGUUGCAAAGUUCCAACUGAAGGGGGAGUAUGAUGCAAGCAAAAAGAAGAAAAAAUGUAAAGACUACAAGAAGAAGUUGUCGCAGCAGCAGAAACAGCUGGAUUGGAGGCCGGAGAAGAAAGAUGGGACAACUCGAAUGCGCCAUGAACGCAUCGUUAUUAUCAGGAAUAUGUUUCACCCCAAGGACUUUGAGGAGGACCCUUUAGUGUUAAAUGAGAUAAGAGAAGAUCUGCGGACAGAGUGUGAAAAGUUUGGUCAAGUAAAGAAGGUUCUCAUAUUUGAUAGGCACCCUGAUGGUGUUGCUUCUGUGUCAUUUAAAGAAGCAACAGAAGCUGAUCUGUGCAAGCUGACUCUAAAUGGAAGGUGGUUUGGUGGCCGUCAGCUCAGUGCUGAAACAUGGGAUGGUGUAACAGAUUAUCAGGUGGAGGAGACUGCAAGAGAAAGGGAAGAAAGGCUCAAGGUGUGGGAGUCAUUUUUAGGGGAUCCUGAUGCCAAGGAGCAGCUAACGACAGCUGAUUCGGAUUCAGCGUCAAGUAGUUUUAAACUGCCGGAAGGGAAACAACCUCCAGAGGUUAAUGACACACCUAAGGAGGAUGCAAAUGUUGAAGCUCAUAAGAGGGAGAAUAAUGGUGAGGGUAUUAAUGAAGAUGGAGCUCCAUCCACAGACAGCAGUGUUGCAGACAGCGAUGGUGAAGCUGAUACAUAACAUCUUUAAUGCUUUAAGAAAGUGUGAUUUUUAGGGUGAUGUUUGAGUGUAUCCCUUUCUUCAUGAUGACUGCAGACAAUAUUCAUAUGAAUAUAGGUAUAUUAGAAUGUCAUCAUCUGUGUGCUUUGAAGUUUUCAUUAAAAGCAGUAUUUAAUGAGGUUCUAAAAGUUUGUAUUAAUUGGCUGUUCAGGUUUAGUAACUCAAGUUGCCUAAAAUGCAGUAAAACUCAUCAGGCUUCUUUUGCCCUAACUAUGCUUGCCAGUGUUUCAUCAUGUGAGUGUGAAAUAAGUUCCAACCCUUAAGUUUAUGUAACUAUAUGUAACUUACGCAAUGCAAAGCUUUUACAAGAUUUGUGGAUUGUACUGUUAAUUUUCCUGAGCCCUUGGAACUCGGUGUUUCAAUAAUCUGUGUCCUGGUACGUUGGAUCAUUUUAUGGAGCAGGUGCUGUGAUCCAUAUAGGGUGAAUGCAUUGGAUGUGUUGCUAUGUCUUAUGUAGCAGAUGAUAAGUAGUAUCAGGUCACAAGUGUAAAGAAAGUGGCAGACAGUGCUGCCAUAGCAAUCCUAAGGCAAAAUGAGUGAAGAGAGGUUAUUAAAUCACAGCAUUCAGCAAAUUAAUUUUUCUUUCCCCUGUUUAGAUAUUCUGUUGAUGUUGGAUAGAGGCUGGAAUUGUGUCAGGGAGACUAGAAAUGCAUGAACACACAUAUUCUAGGCCAUAGUAACAUUGGUUUUACACUCUGAUGGUCUGUAUGCAGUAGGUAUCAAAAUAGGCUUUUAAUUUUUGUGGUGGCUUAAUUAGUUCUUGCUUUUAUAUUAAAGUAAGGGUUUUUCAUUAACUUUGUUAACAUGAUGAAGGUGAGUUUUCCUCAGCAUUUUAGUUUAGUUCUGUGUGCUCUUUGCAGUGGAGAGGAUCUUUGUAUUUCAUAAAAUUUAAAUGCUUUUGGCAGCUCAAACUGCAGUUUGUUGUGCAAAAGUUAGAAAUGUUAAAAUGCUUUCAAAUAAUGCUCUUAGGUGGAAGAAGCAAAUGAUAGUCCUCUUCAAAAUAUUUCCGAAAGCAAAGACUUAGAAGAUAUUCUAACUUUAGAUAUCUUAUUAAGUGGCAGGUUUUCAAAAAGAACUGGGGGGAGCUGUUUUGGGCAUAGUCAUUCUUAAUUUAGAAUUCUUUACUUUGAUAGGUAAGCAUAGAAGAACAUGGAUUUAGGCACUAAACAAUUAAAAAUUUGUAACAUGCUGUUCAUAUGGAUGAUCACCAGUGCACAUUUGCAGGGAGGAUCCUUUGAAUGUUUUUAAUUCAUCCUGGGUUGCAAGAAACUAUAGUUGCUAAUUCCUGUGCUUCUGUCAUGAGGUAAUCUGAAAAUGUUAUUUUCAAAUCUUGUGCUCCAAGAUUAUCAUACAGAUUUUUUUCUUGGAUUCUGUAUGGUUGUCUAAGUUUAUUUUGUUGGAGUUUUUUUAAUAUAUAGUCAAUAUGUGUGGUUGGCUAUGCCAACAAAAGCAUCUAAGUUAUCACUUGACACUGUGGUCAAAAAUUAUAUAAAUUUAAUAUUAUAUAUAAAUUUUUGUCACAAUGUGUCAUCUCUUGUGACAAAAGUAGCUGUCAUAUUUUGAAUUUAGGGGUUAAAAGUCUGGGGGCUCAUAAUAGGCUGAUAUGACAAAUUUCCCACUUUAAGUUGCAGUAUAAAGAAGAGAUGUAGCUCUUGCCAGCUGAAAAAAGUCCGUUUUCUCAUCUUUCCAAGUAUGUGGAUUGUGUGUUUCAGCAAAGCAGAUGUUUGAAGAAUUCAGGGAAUCUGGAACACUGCCUAUUUAGUAGCUGCAUGUAGUGGUGUAUUCAGAUAUGUUUCUGGGUUGUGUUGCUUCUGCCUCAGUUAUUUUUAUUGGUAAGAAGCACCACAGACUUUUGAGAGCUGGAAGUGUUUGUAUGUGAGGAGUGUAAUUUAGUAUGGUGAAUAUUGCUUUCAGUGCUCUUUUUUUUCUUCCAGCUUCUAGACUCCUGGCUUUAGAUCUCUCACUCUUGUGUUUUGUUUACUUUUUUUUUAAGGGAGUCCAGUUAUAUAAUACUACACAGUUAAAUCCCUUCUUUUACAGUGGAAUUUCAACUGAUGUAGGGAAACUUGUGGAAAUAUGUCUAAAACCUGUUAAGUUCUAUGAAGCCUGAUCAUGGUAUCAAAUAUGGAAAACAAGGUUAGUGUUACUAAUAAGAAAUAAGACUUUGAAAAAUAAGGAAUUGUUGUAUGUGCAGUGAACCUUCGUCCCUCCAGUUGAUGUGCAAAUUUGACUGGCUUACUGCAGAAGUUCAAUGUGCUCUUAGUCCUUUCACGUUCUCCUAUAGACUUCACACUAAAGUAGUGCACCAAAAAAGACUGAGACCAAAUGCUUUAUUGGCUUUCCUAUUAACUAAGAUUCUUAAGAAAUAAAAGCUAUUUUUCUGUGCAAGUAUGUUGUUCUCAAGUGUGGCAUUAUACUCAAACUCAUAUUUUCCUUUUGUCUACCUCUAUUUUCCCCAGUAAAAUGUAAAAAUAUAUUUUUAUAAACUAUUCAUUGAGUUGAGGCAUUUAGUAGUCCAAGGAGAGGUUAAUGCAGCUGUGACUCUUUUCAGCAGAUUUUCAUUAAAACCAAAUUCUUUAGAUGUUUUCCUUUUUGAAAUGAUUUAUGAAAUUAUUUUUAAUUAAUGAAGUUUUUAUAAAUCAGUCUGAACCAAAAUUUAAAAAAAAAUUAGAUGUUAAAAUUGGUAUUUUGAAGUAUGAUUAUGAAAUUCUUCUAGUAUAGAACAGUAAUGUUUAAUAAGAAAUUUUAACAAAUCUGAAUAAGCUGAGUUGCUUUUUAAACUUACAUACUUUUCUUACUGAUCAGCAUCAGACAUAAACUGGUAAGAAAUUAAAACACUAAAGGAAUUUUCACUUUAUUUUUUCUUUAAUUAAAAGUGUUUUCUAAUACUUUUCUUGCUCGUUAGAAGUGACAAAAAGAACCUUUUUGCUCAGUUUCUAAGGUUUUUUUAGGUUCCAUUCCAGUGUUCCAGUGUACUACAUGUUCCUCCAUCCCUUUGCUUUUGGUGAGAGGUUCAUUUUAAGAGAAUGUCUCCUUUCCUCUGUAUAUGAUUAAAUCAAUCACUAGCAGCAGGCUGAAACAAUUUGUGGAUAAUUAUUUUUGCUCAAUUCUGAACUAGAGAAAUAGCUGUUGCUACCAAUAUUCAGUGUAACAAAAUGUAUGCCACUUAAGUACAGUACGACAGAGUAUGAACUGAUCCUUCAGCAGAAUUUGGCAGAAUCACUUUCUGAACCAUCCAAAAUAAGAGCUUAGCUUCAGGAUAAAUUGGUAGUUUGGUUUAAAAUCAAAUACUGUUCAGUGGUUUGAUAGGAAGGAAUUUUUAUGGAUUUGCAGGUAUUCACCAGAAAUGAUGUAGCUGGAGAAACAUGGCCAGGAUAGACACCUGGAAACAAAAAGCCCCAAAAGCCUUUUUAGAAGGUUUUCUCUUUUUUUUUUUUUUUUUUUUUUCUCUGCAGGUUUUUGAAUGAUUGUAUACAGGUGUAAAGAGAGAAUUAAUUUCAUUUUGCAUCAAAAUGUUUAUCUGUUUCUCUUACUGGCUUUUAAAGAUUCUUUAAAAUUGAAUUUCAGUCCCUCAUACAGCUUAGGUUUUGUAUAAGGAUUACAAUUCACUUAAAAUCUUUAAUAUGUUAAAUGCAGUGCAUUUUAGAUUAAUUAGCUCAAUUCACUUAAGAAAACUUGAACAUGUUGAAUGCUUCAUAGAAACCCAAACUUGUCAUUUGUGAAUAUUUAUACCCUGAAUUCUUGAACCUAAACCAAACCAAAUUUGGAAAAAAAAAAAAAAAAAACAACCAAAAAUCUUAUCAUUUUUAAUUGGAUUUUAAAUUCUUAUUUUUAUUUUUGCAUUUGAGGAACCAUACUGCAGUAUGGUAAAUUAAUUCUGGGAGUUGUGUAUUUGUGUUGAUUUGACUUGUGUGUAUUGUAGUGCUCAUUAUAGGUUGACAUCUUACUGUCAGGAUACUCUGGAAGUUCUGUAAAAUAUUUAUAGAAUUAUGAAACCUUUUGCAGCAAACUGGUUUUUUGCUCAUUCUGUAAUAUGAAAGUAAAUUGUUAGAUUAAACUUUUCAGUAAGUAGACUUGGAAUUUUUUCUGACAGGUGAUUUUAUUUCAAUAAAUUAAUCAUUUUGAUUUAUCCUUUAGAAAAGCAGAUUACAAAGGAAAUGGUAUUUAAUUAAUGUCUAGACUGCCUUGUGACAGCAUCUGAGAAUACCCUUUGUCUUCAAUUUGUUUCUUGAAGGGGUUGUGUUUUAUACUACCUUUU